This is a messenger RNA of Mercenaria mercenaria, 1514 nucleotides long. Its product is annotated as transcription intermediary factor 1-alpha-like. The record is from RefSeq and is a predicted model, not a curated record. The transcript is spliced from 3 exons. Gene Ontology annotation, biological process: positive regulation of DNA-templated transcription. Gene Ontology annotation, molecular function: ubiquitin-protein transferase activity; zinc ion binding. Bases 138 to 1295 code for a protein of 385 amino acids. Gene Ontology annotation, cellular component: nucleoplasm; chromatin. Lineage: Eukaryota; Metazoa; Mollusca; Bivalvia; Venerida; Veneridae.
AAUUUUGACGAAACUCGUUCUCUCUAAGGUAUUUACUUUGUUAAAUAAGGAAGUCAAUAUAUAAUUCAAUCAACUUAAAUCUUAUGAAAUCUUAAUUCAGAGGUUUAGAUUAAACCGGUGAUCGAGCAUCGUUUGAAAUGGAGGUCUCUGGUAAAUUAGCUGAAGCAAGACAUGAUUUAAGAUGUUGUGAAAAUUGUCAAUUUGAAAAUGUUUCAACAAAAGCAAAUGGAUUAUGUCGGGAUUGUGAGGAAUAUAUGUGCAACACCUGCUUCCGGCAUCAUCUGAAGGGUAAAUGGAAUAGAAAUCAUCAAUUGAUUGAUAUGAAUGACCAAGAUAUUGAUGCAAGGAAAUGUGCAAAAGAAGUAGAGAAAUGUAAACAGCACGAUAAUGAGGCAAUCAAAUUCUACUGUCGUAAACACGAAAUUGUUGGUUGUGGUGAAUGCAUUGUAUUGGAACAUAGUACAUGUAAACCCGAAUACAUAAAGAACUUAUCGAAAAACGUUCGGGAAACCAUAGAUUUUAUAAGCUUGAAGAGGAAAAUUGAACAACUGGAGCGUGAGAAUAGAGCAACCUAUGAGAACGUUCAGAAGAUCCGUAAGGACUGUAAAGGGAUGCACGAAGAAGUGCUAACUAAGAUAAGGAAGUUUAGAGCAGAUAUCAAUAUUUAUUUGGAUAAGGCAGAAGCAGAUAUAAUAUCUGAAAUGAAACAACUUAUGUCCGACAACGACAAACUCCUUGAUAAGCUAGACAACGAAUGUGCAAAUUGUACAUCUAAAUGUGAAGGAUUAAAGCAGAAACUUGACCCGACUGUCCAUACAGGAAAUGUACUGUUCAUACAAACAGUACGUAGCAAAGUAAGUGUUCUGGAAAUUGAACAUGAGCUGUCAAAAACUGUACAAUCAGUAUGCGAAGUCAAAGGUUAUGAAUUUGCUCCUAACCAACACUUGUCCAGUAUCAUAAAAUUAAGAGAAAAACUUGGCAAACUGAAUAUUUGGAAUAUAAAUGAACCUAAGCAUGAUGAAAUCACAAAUUUGGAAAUGAACGUUGAUACAUUAACAUUCAAGGAUCCAAAGAAGCCAGUGCAGCAGGAAACAGAUACAGACACUGGUGUGAGUCCGCCACCUGUUUUUGUCGGUGCCCGUGUACAAGCAACAGAGGGAUUUCGGAGUUUCAUUUAUGGCGCCAUGACAGGUACUGUAACAGCAGUACAUCCAGAUGGAACUGUCGACGUGAAGUGGGAUACAGGGAUAAUACGAUCUGGUUACAGAGUAGGAACGGGAAUCAAGCUCAUCUAAAGAAGUUAAACUCUGUCCAAUUAAUGUAUAUAAUUUGGAUGGAAAUAUUUUAGACAAAAUUUUAUCUUGGAAAUAUAUAUUGAAAUACAUACAUAAGGCAUUUGGACAUGAUGUGUUAUCUUAAAUUCAUGCCUUAGUCUAGAGUAGGUUUAUAAAACUGACGAUGUUCUCUUAAAACGCUACUUACACACACACACACACACGCACGCACACACACAC